Molecule: messenger RNA, 1548 nt
Organism: Fusarium sp. VM40
Lineage: Eukaryota; Fungi; Ascomycota; Sordariomycetes; Hypocreales; Nectriaceae
Source: the annotation of a GenBank genome assembly
AUGGCUGUAUCUUCAUGGAGGUCCGAUGGCUUUGGGGGCUUGACCCCUCAUCAACUCGAGCUAUUGUAUGAGCCCAUCAUUCUUGAGGCCGCAUUGCAAAAGGCUGGAUCCCUGCCUACCUAUACCCAGGAGAGCCAGUCAUCCCAAGGAUAUAAAGCUGAUAUGCCCGACCUGAAAGCAUUCCAGUUCUUCGUUAACAAACUAGCUCAAGUAUGCGACAACGAACGCGGCGGCGACACAAUCACUGCCCUUGCAGUCCUUCAAGGCUCACGCGGACCGCACUAUGUCUUGGGAUCUAACGCCAAAGACGCAAGAGCAUUGGAAACCACGAAGAACUUUGUUAAGGAAUUAUUGGGUCUCGUGGGGGAAAACCCAGAAGAUCUUAAGACCACGGCGUUGGGAAAGCGCGCGCUUUGGUUCAUACUAUCAUUUAAUAUUGCACGACUGCGAGAGUACUUACAGUAUUUGGGCAUGGCAGUACAAGAGUGCCUAGAAAGCUGUAGAAGAAAAGAGGAAGACGAAGGUAGGUCCCAUCUCAAAGCCCCUGCGGCUAAGUACCUGCCUGCUGAACCUCCCGAGAAAUGCAAAUUCACACUCGACACCAUAACCUCCAACGCUGAAAAGAAGUCGAUCAGCGACUGUGAAACACUGAUCAAGGCAAUCAAAAGUCCAGGUCAGAUUGCAAUCGAUCCCUUGAUAUCGCAGAGGGCGAAAGACGGAGAAAUCACAAGAUCUGAGCCAUGGUGCAAACUUCGACACUUUCUCGGCCGAUGGCUGUCCUACCGCCAGGCGGCUCUUGGUAUCGUCGCAGUCUCUGAAAGAUGGCCCGAGUUGUUCCAAGAUUUCGAGAUCACCAUGCUACCAUCUGGCUCUCGCCUCCCAAACCCGAUCCUAAGAUCGGACCUCACAAGCUCGAUCAUCGUACAGCACAUCAUCGCGGAAGAGAAAACCCAAGACCUACAGCUAUCGCAAAUAGCCGAUGGCCUGCAACAACUUGGAGUUGACGAUGUUAUUCGACAGUUUCACAAUUCGAGGAAAUUCAAACCGGUAUUACAUGCGGAGCCUCUGGUGAACAAACAUCUUAUAGAAACCGGACAGACUAGUGCAGAAUGCUACUGGAACCGGUGGAACUACAUCGGCAGCAGUAAGCCGACGUGUCGGCUUUGCCACUAUUAUUUCGAAUCCCUCCAGGGCGAAAAGCCAACUGUUCGCCCGUCUCACGACAACCUGUAUCGGAAUUGGCGACUUCCUGAUUUCCGCGACGAUGAAGGCCUGACCCAAGCUCGAGAUGAGCUUUUAAUGAAGAUUGCGCAAAAGAUGAGAACGGAUGUUAUGGAAGCGUUAAGAGAGAAGAGGAUUAAAUCGAAAGCAAGAGACUCAAACACGUAUUCGUCUGUUCCAGAAAUUCUGAGAAUCAACGACACUAGUACUGCCUCUGAGGAGGAUUCGGGUCAAGAAUCGAAUGCUUCCACAGUUCCGGAUGAUGAGAGCAUGGAGUCACUGGAACGUUCAACCAGUGCCGUUAGUUUGGGAGAUGGAGAUGAAUGA